Molecule: messenger RNA, 1575 nt
Organism: Exophiala bonariae
Lineage: Eukaryota; Fungi; Ascomycota; Eurotiomycetes; Chaetothyriales; Herpotrichiellaceae
Exons: 1
Coding region: 1-1575 (524 amino acids)
Source: RefSeq, a predicted model, not a curated record
AUGGCGGUAGCAAGUCUCCCUGUGCGUUAUGUGCUCAACGAACGAGAGUAUGAGGUCCUGAGGAAAAUCAUCUCGUCUCCCACUCCCACCAAGGAGACCAGCGACAAUGUGCUCGGAUCGACAGUCACGUCGCAGCAAGACAAUCAUACUGCAGCAGCAUUUCGCACGGCUUCAAGAGCCUUCGUAUUGAGCUUAGGCUCACUAAAGGCGGCAGAGGCAGUUCUGGGACGACUAUCUUCCCGCCAAUCACCAACAGCUACAAGAGCACGAAAGCCCCUGGUAGCAUCACCCAUGAAAGUGGCACUCUCACUUUCAUCAUUACUGUUUUUCCAUGCCACUUUAUACCGCCUUUUCUACCGUCUGAGAGUGCAGCUGCAGCAUGAGAAAGUCCGACACAUUCAAGAGCGAUAUCCGAGGAUCUAUGCUGUACUCACCUCCAAAUUGGCCCCAGCCAUUGGAGCGAGUUUGUCAGGAUUUGCGCUCGGAUUAUGCCCAGCUGAUCAACUGAGAGUGACAAUAGCGAUAUACAUCGCUUGCCGUGCGUUGGAAGUUGGUUAUAAAGCCAUUGAAAACACAAGCUUUGUGAAGAAUAAGCCUUCUUGGGUUGGAAGCUGGAUUCUUUUUGCAGUCUCCCAAGGUCAAUUGCUACAUGCAUUCGUUUUCGACCGAGAUUGCUUUCCCGAGGCGUACGGAUCGUUCAUUCUGGGCUAUACACCAGAGUAUAUUCAAAGGCGUCCCUUAAGUCUCUCUUCAAAAGUGCGGUGGCCAAAAGCAAAUGAAAUUGUCGAUGCUCUAGCAAAAAUGGCUCAACUGAGAUGGCCAGUAUUUAUCUCGCCUAUUCUACAUCCAGGGGUCUCAAACACGCUUCCUACCGGCAUAAACCCAGUUAUAUCGACCAUUACAUCCAGCGCACAUCCAGCAAUAUCAAACCUAUCAUGCGCGUUGAUUCAUCCCUCCGAUCCAUCAUGCUUCUUAGCUUUUCUUCGACACAUUUUGAUAUCUUUUCCACAAAUCGCACGCUUCUACGCUCUUUACUAUGGUGCCUUCUCACUCAUGAAAUUAAAGAAAAUCAUGAAGGCGCCUCUUGCAGCACUCAAUCGCCUGUCAGAGUCGGUUCUGAGGUCAAGUUUCGCAAUCACAGGCUCCAUCGGCAUGGCUUGGGCCAGUAUCUGUUUGUUCCAGAUCAUACUGCCUCGGGCAUUUAUCCCUCAGUUCCGUUUCUUCUUCGGUGGGUUGCUUGGUGGUCUUUUCCAGCUAGCUGAUCGAACUGCAUCUGGUCAUAUGACCUCGUUAUAUACGGCACGAACGAGUGUCGACUCCCUAUGGAAGGUCGGAGUCAAGCACCGAUGGUGGAAGGGAAUCAAGGCCGGUGAUGCCUGGUUGUUUGUGGCUGCGUUGGCGUUGGAGAAUUUGGUUUACGAUUUUGGGAAAAAUACGUCUGCAAGCCAAGAUCAAGCGAUGACUAUGAUCAAGGUGCUCAGGGGUGAGAUCCAACUGGGUCUGCCAAAGAAGCAACUGCAGACUGUAAGUGAAGGAACCGCGACAGAUGAUUUGGAGAAGGCAAAGGCACAAUGA